AUUAAAGUGUGAUAAUGAAGUUAUCAAAUAUACGCAGUAAUAUCUCAAACCACCAUAACAAAAUAAAAUAGAAUCCCUAUAUCAAAUAAUAAUCAAAUAUAUCAAUUUGACAUUAAAAAAUAUUUUAUGUAUGAAAUCAAAAUGGUCUUAAAUUUUAUGCACAAAAAUUGUACAUCAUAUUUUAUAAAAUAAAGCAACAAGAGAACAAGGAAGAAGGGGAACUGGAUCGGAGGAGGAAUACGAAUGGCGAGUCUAAUUUUCACCCUGUCCCUAACUUGUAUCUUCCCGGCUUGCUUUGCCGCAUUCGUCUUGUUCAAGUUCAUCACCUCCGAUGGGGAUUUCACUUUAAUUUCCAAGAAGACUGUGAAGCGUGAAGAAAUCGAAGACAAGGUUAUUUGGAUUACUGGAGCAAGCCGUGGAAUAGGGGAGGUCCUUUCGAAGCAACUUGCCAGCAUAGGAGCAAAACUCAUUUUAUCUGCACGAAAUGAGGCUGAACUAGAGCGCGUGAGGCUGCAACUUUCUGGAAAACAUGCACCAAAUCAAGUGGAGAUUUUGCCUCUAGAUUUGACAGCAAGUGAAGAUGCUCUUAGGAAGGCUGUAGAGAAAGCUGAAUCUUUCUUUGGUGGAUCUGGCGUGGAUUAUAUGUUCCACAAUGCAGCCUAUGAGCGACCUAAAACAACAGCACUGGAUGUCACAGAAGAAAGUCUCAAGGCUACAUUUGAUGUGAAUGUUUUGGGCCCAAUAUCUUUGACGCGAUUGCUGGCGCCCUACAUGCUGAAGCGGGGAAGAGGACAUUUUGUUGUGAUGAGCAGUGCUGCUGGUAAAGCUCCUGCACCAGGUCAAGCAGUAUACUCAGCUUCCAAAUGUGCAUUGAAUGGGUAUUUUCACACAUUGCGUUCUGAGCUUUGUACGAAAGGGAUUAAGAUAACUAUAGUUUGCCCAGGACCUGUAAAGACAUCACAGAGCCCUGAAGCAAGCAUCUCAAGAGCAGGGGGUGCCGGUGCCACUGAGAAGCGCGUCUCCUCUGAACGGUGCGCAGAGCUGACCAUAAUUGCAGCCAGCCAUGGUCUCAAGGAAGCCUGGAUAUCAUAUCAGCCUGUGCUUGCAGUGAUGUACUUAGUGCAGUAUGCGCCAACUAUUGGAUACUGGCUAAUGGACAAGAUCGGAGCAAAGCGUAUAGAAGUGGCAGCCGAGAAGGGCAACACCUACUCUUUGGGUUUGCUCUUUGACAAAAAGAAGGCACAGUGAACCGGUUUAAUCUCCAUGUUUAAAAGGCUGAGUUAUGGUGUCGUCUCUUUCGCGGUAGGAGUACAAUGUUGUUAUUCUGUCCAUUACUAAGGGAGCUAGCCAAAAGAGUCGUUAUUGACAAUGUUUAAUCAUUUGCUUCUUUCACAUGUGUGCCAAACACUAAAGUGCUAUUCCACUCAUGUUCCAAAAUAAUCUUUUGUGUUUGACUUUUACGGAGUUUAAAAAAGCUUUGAAAUGUGA
This is a messenger RNA of Cuscuta campestris, 1488 nucleotides long. Lineage: Eukaryota; Viridiplantae; Streptophyta; Magnoliopsida; Solanales; Convolvulaceae. The record is from the annotation of a GenBank genome assembly.